AUGCGAUCUCCGCUGCAGCGCAUGCAACAGGAGCAGCAACAGGAGCAGCAGCAGCAGCAGCAGCAUCAGCAAGAGAAGCACGUGCGUCAUGCUCCCGCUGUUGCUGCUGCAGGCCCCACAGCAGCAGCAGCAGCAACAGCAGCAGCAUCAGCAGCAGCAUUCAGGGCCAGACAACACCGACAAGAGCAGCAACAUCAGCGGCAGCUGCAGCUACACAGCAGACAGCAGCAGAAGAUAAAGAGCAGCAGCAACAACAACAGCAGCAGCAGCAACAGCAGCAGCAGCAACAGCCGCAAUGUUCCUCCAUUAGAGCUAAAGAUGAUCAAAGCUACCACCAAUAAACGGCCCGAUAGCCACUCGCAGCAGCAGCAGCAGCAGCAGCAGCAACUGCAGGAGCAGCAGCAACAGCAACAGCAAGAGCAGCAUGAGGAGCAGCAGGGUGUUGAUGGUGCAUGCAGUGAGGGAGCUGCUGGUUCGUUGGAUGUGCGUUGCAGCAGCAACAGCAGCGACAGCAGCAACAACAGCAGCAGCAGCAGCAAGAGCAGCGGAGGAAGCUGCUGCUGCUGCCCAUCAAGUGCAGCAGCAAGAAGCACAGAAGCAGAUGGCAGCAGCGCAACAACAACAGACAAUUCAUCCGACGUUGCUGCUGCUGCUGUUGCUGCUGCUGCUGCAGCUGCUGCUGCCGCUUCUGGAGAGGCUUCUUGUGCUGCAGUUGAUUGUGCUGCUGGAGAAACACAGCAGCAGCAGCAAGACCAGCAGCAGCAGCAAGACCAGCAGCAGCAGGAGCAGCAGGAAGAACAGCAGCAGGACCAGCAACAACAAGGAAGCGUAUCCUUCCCAACCGAGCACCAACAGCAGCAGCAGCAGCAACAGCAGCAGCAGCAACAGCAGCAAGACAACAGUUGGCAAUCAAGCAGCUACAGUCACGUUAGCAGCAACCGUCGGCAUUUACGUAAGAAUAAGUACAGCAGCAGCAACAGCCGCAGCAGCAGCAACAGCAGCAGCAACAGCAGCACAUACUAUAACACAAUGACCAACCCCACCAAUAACAACCAUAUGCCAUCAAUAGCAACAGCAGCAGCAACAGCAGCAAUAACAGCAGCACAUACGCACCAGUCCAACAACAACAGCAGCAGCAGCAGUAGUCAUUACAGCAGUAGCAGCAGCAACAACAACAACAGCAGCAGCAGCAGCAGCAGCAGCGAGGUCCUAUCUGCACACUGCUGUGUAUGGCAAUGCGUACCUACAUCUCCUGGUGAUUUACGUACUCCUCCUUCUUUUAGUCUUAUUCUUCUUGCUGAGUGUCUACGCACCUAUGAGGAUCUAAUCAAUUUCCCCUCCUGCAGCAGCAGCAGCAGCAACAGCAGCAGCAACAGCAGCAGCAGCAGCAGCAACAGCGGUGGAGGGAAUUUCAGUCUACAGCUUAGUACUUGGAAUGCUUUCUGUAGGGAAUCAGGUCUUGAAGAAAAGGUAGCGAUGCUGUGGGUGCCUGUACCUACGAGGAACAGCAGCAGCAGCAGCAGCAGCAGCUCAGCAGCAGCAGAUGAGCAGCAGCAGCGGCAGCGCACGUGCCGUCGUUUUGCUCAGAGGCCAUUAGGGAGGAGGGAUCUAUCUUUGCUGUAUAGUAGUUUGCUGCGGCCUAGCAGCAGCAGCAGCGCAGCAGCUGCAGCAGCAGCAGCAGCAGCAGCAGCUCCCUUCUCUGAUGGAUUGGGCUUUUGGGGCUUUUGGCGACUCGCAAGAGUUAUGAGUGCGCUGCUGCAGCAGUGUACUCCUGCAUGCGCUUGCUUCUAUAGCAGCAGCAGCAGCAACAGCAGCAGCAACAGCAGCAGCAGUACAUGCGGCAGACUAUGUGCUGCAGACUGCUGGACCCUUGGGCAGCAGCAGCAGCCAACAAAGGAGAAAGAAGCAGAGAUAUUCCUGCAGCAACCGCAGCAGCAACUGCAGCAACAUGGUGCAGCAGCAACUGCAGCAACAGCAACAGCAGCAACUGCUGCUUCUGCUGCUGCUCCCUCCCGCAGCAAACAGACAGGAAGCGGCAGUCCUUCGCGCCGUGUUACUGCUGUUACUGCUGUUGGUGAGUCUCCUGCUGCUGCUACAGUUGCUGCAGCAGCAGCAGCAGCAAGCAAUGGUCUCUCCAUGCUGCUGCUGCACCGCAGCAUAUCCGAUGUAUCUGCUGCUUCUGCUGCAGCAGAUGACAGCAGCAGCAGCAAAAGUGUGCGGCUGUCUCCUCGUAUUCAGCUUGCAAGGAGAGCAGCAGCAGCGCAACAAUUCACCAGCUCUGUUGCUGCUGCUGCUGCAGCUGCUGCUUCCUCCUCGCAGCAGCAGCUCAACAUUGUCUUCAGCAGCACACCGAGGCCUUGGUCCCAACAGCAGCAGCAGCAGCAACAGCAGCAGCAGCAGCAGCAGCAAGAACAGGUUGCUAGCAAUAGGGAGAACAGCAGCGGCAACGACAGCAACUGCCAAACAAUGGAUGACAAUGCUACGGAAGCAGCAGCAGCAACAGAAGCAGCAGCAGCAGCAGCAGCAGAGGCAGCAGCAGCAGCAGCAAACAAGUCAUCUGGUGCGGCGGAUGCAUCUACAGCGGACACAUACAGCCGCAUUAGCACCACUAGCAGCACCACUAGCAGCACCACUAGCAGCACCACUAGCAGCAGCAGUAGCAGCAGCAGUAGCAGCAGCAACAGCAGCAGCAGCAGCAGCAGCAGCAGCAGGAUCUUUUUAAGUUGGUGGCCAGAUGUAGAUUUAUAUUAUAGAAGACAGACAGCAGCAAAACGUCUCGAUUGCAUGCGCCAAGGCCUCUGCUUCUUGAGGCAUAAGGCUGCUGCCUUCCGGCAGCAGCAGCAGCAGCAGCAGCAGAUGCUGCUACAGCAGCAGCAGCAGAAGCAGCAGCAUAAACAUCAUACACGUUGA
Molecule: messenger RNA, 2910 nt
Organism: Eimeria maxima
Lineage: Eukaryota; Apicomplexa; Conoidasida; Eucoccidiorida; Eimeriidae
Exons: 2
Coding region: 1-2910 (969 amino acids)
Source: RefSeq, a predicted model, not a curated record